Molecule: messenger RNA, 1746 nt
Organism: Penicillium canescens
Lineage: Eukaryota; Fungi; Ascomycota; Eurotiomycetes; Eurotiales; Aspergillaceae
Product: glycoside hydrolase family 32 protein
Exons: 2
Coding region: 1-1746 (581 amino acids)
Biological process (GO): sucrose catabolic process
Molecular function (GO): sucrose alpha-glucosidase activity
Source: RefSeq, a predicted model, not a curated record
AUGGAGCCUACUCGCAUCAGGCCAUCUCUGCAUUUUACUGCUGACUACUGGAUCAAUGAUCCUUGUGCACCUGGAUAUGAUUCGGCGACGGGCUUAUACCAUGUCUUCUAUCAAUGCAAUCCACAUGGUACCGAAUGGGGCUCGAUGUCUUGGGGUCAUAUAACCAGCGAAGACCUCAUUUCCUGGACACCUUCCAUGAGGCCCGCAUUGGUUCCUGACCAGCCUUAUGAUCAUGACGGAGUCUUUACAGGUUGCAUGGCACCUCCUACAAGUUCCGAACAAGGCCCUCUGAAAGUUGUCUACUCUUCAGUUCAAAAUCUGCCUUUUCACUGGAGCACACUUCCAUAUCCCCGCAACGCUGCUGGACUAGCAAUUGCAAAAUCCAACGAUGGCGGUAAGACAUGGACGAAAUGCUCAGAAAAUCCUAGCUUGAUGGGUGAGCCCAAGGGGAUACAAGUGACUGGCUUUCGUGAUCCCUUUCUAGCAGAAUGGCAUGCUUUGCAUCAGUUACGUGGACAGAAGUCCCUGUAUGGUCUUGUCUCCGGAGGAAUUGCAGGCCACGGCCCGACAGCCUUCCUGUAUUCUGUGCCACAUAACAACAUAUCAGAAUGGCAGUAUCUGUGUCCUUUGGUCGACAUGCCUGCUCGAUUCCAGCCCUCACCGAAAUGGUCUGGAAACUUUGGCGUUAACUGGGAAUGCGUCAAUUUUCUGACCCUCGAAUCUGAGAGCAACAGCCGCGUCUGUUUGAUACUGGGAGCAGAGGGGGAUGUGGAACGUGAACAUAUCCGAAAUUUUGAAUCCAGUCCACAAAUUGCCCCAAGGACUGUUCGGUCUCUGCUAUGGAUGUUUGGUGACUUGAGGGUUGAGAACAAUUCAGCUCGUCUUGACUACACUCAUGGCGGAUAUUUGGACUGCGGGUCACUCUAUGCGGCCAAUUCAUACUUUGAAUCCUGGUCUAAGAGACAUAUAAUGCACGCGUGGAUUCCCGAAGAGGACAUUACAGCGAGUUAUGCCAAAGACAAAGGAUGGAACGGAGCAUUGGCCAUUCCUCGCGAGCUCUUUCUACUUUCGGUACCAAAUGUUACUCGAGCUCUUCACGGCCCCCUGUCGGAGGUAGCCUCUGUUGCACGAGUUACAAAUGGAGACGGCUCAGCCACUAUUCAAACCCUUGGAAUACGGCCUGUUAAAGAGAUAGAUCAACUCCGCAAACGCUGUGGUCAUGUCUACCAGCGGCAAAAUAUCUCACUCCCGUCUUCGACAGCCGAAGCAACGCAGACACUGUGCUCGGCAUCGUUCUCUACUUGGGAGCUCGAGGCAACGAUAUCCAUUGACCCGAGUCGCUGCCAUGAAUUGGGUUUUCAUAUCCGCCAUAAUAGCGACAUGUCCUCAUGUACUACCAUCACGUUUUCUCUUCAGGAAGAGACGAUCAGUGUCAGCAAAGGAAGAUCAACAUCUGAUCCAAACAUACGCAAUUGCCCCGAACAGGGCCCAUUUACUCUCUUUUAUAGGGCUAGUCAUCUGGCUGUCGGGUCCGAAGACAAAUUGGAAAAUUUGCGUAUUCGCGUAAUCUCUGACGCGGAUGUCUUAGAGGUUUUUGCAAAUGACUGGUUUGCCUUGACUACGACGGUUUAUUCUCCGGAGUAUUCUAGCCCUACUGGAAUAUCAGUCUUUGCUAAUGGGGGGCAGGAGAGUGCUGUUUUCGAAGAGGUGAAUGUUUGGGACGGGUUGUCGACUGCUAGGAGAUAA